Molecule: messenger RNA, 657 nt
Organism: Olea europaea var. sylvestris
Lineage: Eukaryota; Viridiplantae; Streptophyta; Magnoliopsida; Lamiales; Oleaceae
Product: probable inactive receptor kinase At4g23740
Exons: 1
Coding region: 1-657 (218 amino acids)
Biological process (GO): protein phosphorylation
Molecular function (GO): protein kinase activity; ATP binding
Source: RefSeq, a predicted model, not a curated record
AUGAUUACUAGUUCAUGGAUAAAAACCCAGAUGCUAUUAUACUCUGAAUCUCUGAUGCAUUUGACAUAUUUUUCAGAAAAAAGAUCCAAGGACCAGAUUCUUCUCGACUGGGAAACUCGGCUAGGAAUUGUAAUUGGUGCUGCGACUGGUAUUGCUCAUAUCCAUGCACAAUGUGACGGGAAGCUUGUCCAUGGAAAUAUAAAAGCCUCGAACAUUUUCCUGAACUCACAACAAUAUGGUUGUGUGUCCGAUCUUGGCUUAGCAACAUUGGUAACUCCGAUUGGACCUCCAGUCAUGAGGACUGCAGGGUACCGCGUCCCAGAAACCAUAAACACCAGGAAAGUGUCGCAAGCUUCUGAUGUCUACAGCUUCGGGAUUGUGAUUCUUGAACUUCUCACCGGGAAAUCCCCUUCCCGAGCUGGAGUCUUAAACUUGGUCAAAUGGGUUCGUUCAAUUGUUCACAAGGAGGGGACUACUAAAGUAUUUGAUUCAGAACUGCUGCAUUUUCCUGAUAAAGAGGAAGAGAUGGUGAAUAUGUUGCAAAUCGCGCUCAGUUGUGUGGCUAGGAAGCCAGAGCAGAGACCUAAAAUGCUUGCUAUAGUGACAAUGGUAAAGAAUAUUCGAAGGACCAAUGCUGGAAGUUACUCAUCUUCUUGA